This is a messenger RNA of Angiostrongylus costaricensis, 1539 nucleotides long. The record is from the annotation of a GenBank genome assembly. Lineage: Eukaryota; Metazoa; Nematoda; Chromadorea; Rhabditida; Metastrongylidae.
AUGAAUUCAGAAGCUUUCAGAACAAAAGAGAAAACUUUUAUGACGCUACUUUUAAUCUUUUUCCAGACAAGCAGUAAGUCAGAUAAGCACCGCAACCACAAAGGCAUGUCGUGGCCGACGGCAGCGAUAUUCAUCAUCGGUGACAUGGUAGGUGGCGGAAUGAUUGCGCUACCCAUAGCCGUUGUCAAUGCCGGGCUCGUUCCCGGCAUUACCCUCAUAAUUCUUGCAGCGAUUUUCACUGGCUAUACAGGUAUACAACUUGGAGACAACUGGACUCUGAUGCAGAGACGAUGGCCUGAGUACAAGAGUCACUGCCGGCGACCGUACCCUGAGAUGGCAUAUAGAGCCAUGGGGCAAAAGGCGAAGUACUUGGUGGCGUUCUGUCUCUGUUUAACGCAGUUCGGCAUGGUCACGGUGCUGCUGCUGCUUGCCGCCAACAACGUGUCAAAUCUGCUCACUGCACUCUUCGGGAUGCAGAUCAACUUCUGCUACGUGAUCCUAAUCAUUGGCUUAGUUCUGUGGCCAUUUAUAAUGCUAAAAAGCCCGAUGCACUUCUGGCAUGCUGCAGUCGGUGCUGCAGCAUCGAGCUGUUUAGCUGCCACUCUUUUCAUAAUUGGAGCAAUCCAUGAUUCUCCAGUAUUUUUAACAAGCUGUCAUUUCCAUCGUACUUUACUAAAUUCUCAGAACUUCUUCCUCGCCUACGGUACCAUCGCUUUCGCUUAUGGAGGUCAUGGAGCUUUUCCCACUAUUCAGCACGAUAUGACUAAGCCUUUUCGCUUCAAUCGAGCAGUGUGGGCCAGCUACAUCCUCAUCCUCAUUGUGUACAUCGCCGUCUCCAUCGCAGGCUACACGGUGUACGGCGCGAGUAUGAGAAACACUGUGAUCCCGUCGAUUCAGAUCGAGUGGCUUUCGCAAUUGGUGAACGUCAUGAUCACGUUGCAUGUGCUGCCCACUGUAGUAAUAGUGUUCUCCCCUCUGGCUCAGCAAGUCGAGCUGUGGACUGGCGUACCAUCGCGGCACUUCAGCACGCGUCGGUUCAUCACCCGCUCACUCAUUUUCCUUGGAAUCGUCUUCACCGCCGAGACGAUACCUCACUUCGGAGUGUUCCUCGAUUUGGUGGGUGGUUCAACGGUGACGCUGAUGACGAUGCUAUUGCCGAGCGUGUUCUACCUGUUCUUGUUCGCGUCGUACAAAAAACGAGUCGACUUGAUAAGCACGAUGCAAAUCUCUCCGGAUGCACCGGACGAUCAGCUGGCCGGUCUUGCGGACAUCUGGCGAAACACCUCUAAACCAGUGCUCCUCCUAAAUGCUGUCUCGCUCGUGUUCGGCCUAAUAGGAGGCAUAGCCGCUACGUCUUCGGCGUUGACGGAGCUACUCGAUGCAAAAAUGGCUCCUCCUUGCUAUGUUCAGUGGUUCACUUCUGGCCUCAGUAUGCCUCCACCGAAAGGUGGUUCAACCCAUUGUUGUGGACCAUACAUGAAUGUCACCGUGAGUGGAAUCGAUCCUUCUAAUGUGUGCCUCAUGUCGGAUUACGUUUAA